AAACACAACUAUACAUCUAAUUUCUAAACCAUCAGACAGCAGUAAAAGGAAGAAGGAAGGACAUGUUUAUGCUCUCAGUAAGCAGUAGAGGGUUUAAUACUACUACUACUUGCAACAAGUUCUUCCCUUUCUUCACUUCACUCUCUCUCUCCUCCUCAACUUUAUCUCUCAUGGCAUUCAACACAAACUCUCCUUCACCUUCUCCUUCUAGGGUUUCCCCCUUCUCAAGUGGGUCCCCCAUUAACGCGCCUCUAAAGCGUGUGGGUACCCACAAUGGUAGUUUCCAUUGCGAUGAAGCUCUUGGUUGCUUCAUGAUUCGCCUUUCCAACAAAUUCUAUGGUGCUGAGAUUGUUCGAACCCGCGACCCCCAGGUUUUGGAGACAUUAGAUGCAGUGUUAGAUGUUGGGGGAGUGUAUGAUCCAAGCAGGGAUAGAUAUGAUCAUCAUCAAAAGGGUUUUGCUGAGGUUUUUGGCCAUGGCUUUACUACUAAGCUUAGUAGUGCUGGUCUUGUUUAUAAGCAUUUUGGGAUGGAGAUAAUUGCGAAGGAGUUGGUGCGUGAUGAAGGGCACCCGGAUGUAUUUCGGUUGUUUAUUGCUGUUUAUAGGAACUUUAUGGAGGCCAUUGAUGCAAUUGAUAAUGGAAUUAAUCAGUAUGACACUGAUUUGCCGCCAAGAUAUGUCAACAACACCGGGUUGUCUUCAAGAGUUGGAAAACUGAAUUUGGAUUGGACAGAACCUGAUCAAUCAGCUGAAAAGGAGAAUGAAGCCUUUGAGAGAGCAAUGAAUCUAGCUGGUGGCGAGUUUUUGGAUAACCUCCGUCAUCUUGCAAAAUCAUGGCUUCCAGCUCGAUCAAUUGUUGUGGAGUGUCUUUCUGCAAGAAAAGAAGUUGACCCUAGCGGAGAGAUCAUGGUCUUGGAUAGAUUUUGUCCUUGGAAGCUUCAUCUUUUUGAGCUUGAGCAGGAGAUGAAGAUUGAUCCUCCUGUCAAAUAUGUCCUUUAUCAGGAUGACAGGAGCAAACAUUGGAGAGUACAGGCUGUGGCAGUAAGCCCUGAUAGAUUCGAGAGCAGGAAGCCUCUUCCAGAACCAUGGAGAGGUAUGAGAGAUGAUGACUUGUCCAAGGGUUCAGGCAUCCCUGGUGGUGUUUUUGUCCACAUGAGCGGAUUUAUUGGUGGAAAUGUUACUUACGAGGGUGCUCUCGCCAUGGCAAAAGCGGCUUUAAAGUUUUGAGCUUGAAGACAGUGUUUCUUGCAAAAUGAGGUAGAUGGUGAUCUGAGAGACUACUAUUUUACUAGUUUUUAUGAGAUCCUUUUUUUCAGAAGAAAAUUCCCAUUAUGAGUUGGGUUUAAUUUUAGAGUUGCACUUUUUUUAGAUCCUAACAUUGUUGUGUCAACAGGCAACUGUCUCUAGCACUCGUAUAGGGUCGUAGAUUGUCAGGGGAAUUGUUUGGAUGAAUUGCAUUUAUUGGAAGUACUACAGUUUGAGAGAAAUACGAUAUCUUACUUGAUUCCA
Molecule: messenger RNA, 1508 nt
Organism: Beta vulgaris subsp. vulgaris (sugar beet)
Lineage: Eukaryota; Viridiplantae; Streptophyta; Magnoliopsida; Caryophyllales; Amaranthaceae
Exons: 7
Coding region: 63-1226 (387 amino acids)
Cellular component (GO): cytoplasm; nucleus
Source: RefSeq, a predicted model, not a curated record